Messenger RNA from Seminavis robusta, 2826 nucleotides. Lineage: Eukaryota; Bacillariophyta; Bacillariophyceae; Naviculales; Naviculaceae. The record is from the annotation of a GenBank genome assembly.
GAUUUUUUCCAAUACAUGCAUAAUACAGGUAUUCGAGCUGGCUAGCUGGAGGCCAUCAGCACUCAGACAGCACAAGGAACACCAAACUUUCAUCCAAAUGUCGCACAAAAUCAAGCCAAUAGUUCAGGACGAUGAAGAAACUAAGAGCAGCAUCCAUCAGAAAUCUGCCCUCCAGCGCUACCUUCGUGGUUCUGGCAUCGAUUGCUGCGCUCGAAGCAUUCAGGACUACGAUCCCAGAGAUCACAGACCUUCCGAGCCACAAUGGAAUCCGACGAAUGAUGGCCUUGGAAGACAAUCGCUUUCCGACCAGGCCUGGUCUCUCAGAUUCAAUGUCGGUGGAUCAUGUUCCAAGCAAUCGAAACGAAAUCGUGUUUUCGCGGCAACCAGCGCAGCUCCAGCAGCAACCAAUGCCCACAGCAGAAAAGGUCGCGCACGCGUCAGUCCUCCAAAAAGAACGUGGUGUCGAGGCUGUUCCAAGGGCAAGUGGAGAUACAAGUGCAGAUUUCCCGUCAAACAAAAGCAGCCAAGCUACUAGUAAGGAGGAAGACCAUCCGACAGCGCCUGCGGAGGUAGAACCGAUGCAAAUUCCUCCCGGUAAGAUUGAAAGGGGCGACCAUACCAACUUGGCGAACAAAAAUGCCGCAUCAGAAGAUGGUUUGUCAGUCCACGAUGUGUCUACAGUUAAGAAACCCAAUUCCAGUACAGAGUCAGGUCAGGAUCAAGAUCACACGGCUUUAAUCAUGCCAGAUGCCCUCAACGAGAGCUCAAAUCCAACUCAAGAUCUUCCAAUGGCUGCUUCCAGCUUGAGCUCCAAGAAUCCACAAAGCAGCCCCAAUUCAAGCAAACAUCUCCCAGCCUCCUUGGACAGAAAAUUUGAGAAGCCAUCGAAUCUCCUAGCCGAAUCCAGUUUGAAUGAUAGCGUCCCAAAUGCAAGAAUCAACUCGAAAGGUGCAAUCCCAUCAGUAUCCAGCAGAAACGAGAAGCCAUUGAAUAAAAACCGCGCAAAGGAAGAAAUGGAGGCAAAUUCAGAAGCAGGAGAGCAUUUUGUGCCGCAAUUGGUGGCAACGGAAUCAACGUCCAUCACAGAAAACGCCACAACUGUGCUGCGUUCACAGUUCCUAGGUGCAGAUGCCGAAAGGAAAAUAGUGCUCGUCCAUGUGGGCAAGGCUGGUGGAAUGUCCAUUCGUGCGAAUCUAGCUGCCAACUGCAAGGCUAGGGAGUUCAAAGGAACGAAAACGGAGCAACGAAUCGAGCUAGACAAGUGCCUGAAUCAUUACAAGCCACACCAGAAACUAUCGGGGCAAACAAGGGAUAUCUUUCAUGUGUGGGAUCUUAACCAGACCGCGAUGGAUGAAGCUACCAGCUUGGUUGUGACACUACGCAACCCCGUUGACCGCAUCAUCUCUGCCUAUCGAUACAGCCACCCAGAUAAUUGCAUGAUGUACUCCAAGAGGACCAAUGUUCGCUUGCCGGCAACAGCAGGGUGCCACUUGAUUAACCGUGGAGACAUGGCUAGCCCGGACAAGCUAGGAUACAAGAUCUUCAAACAAUGCUUUCCAUUUGCAGGUAUGGAGGACUUUGCUCAAAGUUUGCUUCCUCCGUGGCAUCCAAAUGACCAGUUUGAAAAGCUUACCCACGCAGAGAGAGUCCAGUGCAGAAAGUAUGCCAAGGAAGCAGUUGAAGGGAGGCCUAUGAAGCGGGUCAUUCCUCACAUGCAGUGGAAUUACGAUUACUAUGCAAAGAAGAGCUGGAACAAGUAUCCCGAAAAGGAAGUCUGGGGUGUCCGGACGGAGAACGAAUGGAACGACCUGGCAAAGAUUGACACGAUGAUUGGCGGGAGCGGCAAAUUCCGCUUGCACGGCAACACACAGACACACGGGAGCGAGCAUUACGUUCCAUCGCCUCUAUCACAAGAAGCCUAUGAAAAGCUUUGCUGCGUCCUGGAAAACGAGAUUGACAUAUAUCUUCAAGUUCUCGAUCUGUCCUUGAAUCUGGACCAGGAAGGCAAGCGCCAAAGUGAGCAGAAGGUACGGAAAAAGUGUGGAAUUAGGACACCUUGGUCAGAGUGGAGAGCAACAUGUAAAAAACGACUGGAGGUUGACUAUGAAGCCUCUGAUUGAAUGAAUGAUCGAGAUAAUCAGCAAUAGGGUCGAUAAUUGUUUUGAGUUGCCGACUACAGAUAGAUUUCAUCUACCGGUAGCUAUAGAGUCCCCUGAACUACAUCCAGCAAAUGGCCUGGGCAAAUCUCGCUGUGUGGCCUCAACGAAACAAAAUCAACAACAGCUGUAAAAAACCAAUAUCUACAUAGUUGUCUAUCUGCAGGCGCUGUCUCUUCAGGAAGAGACAGCACGGACCCCACCACCACCAGUUACAGCGUAGUGAUAGUGAGCCGGCUUUGCUUGGAUUGCAACCAAAACCAACCAACCAAUCCAUCUAUUGUACCGCCAUGGCAUUGGGUGGAUUACUACUAUUGCGUUGUUUGGUGGUCCACGACCGGGUGGCCAUUUGCAUGGCUCGUUUGGUAGCAUAGGGUGCACUCGCUCUGAAAAUGUCAAAGUCGGGAUCUCCCGUCAAGGCAAUGCCUUCCAACAAUCCCAAUCCUCGCGUGACGAGUGCAAAAAAGGGUGGCACGGAAAAGGGAUAUUGAAAAAAGACUUGGUUGAGCUCAUUGGAAAUCUCCAGUAACUUUCGUUUGCGGGUUUGUAGAUUGGAUCCGGCAUCGAGUAGACCGCCCGUGAGGAUUUUGGUGAGAAUAGGUGUAAGCUCUGUAGCGUCAUAAUCGUGUGGUAGAAAUCCCAGUUGUUUCGUGUCGUCGUGAACGAGAGA